Molecule: messenger RNA, 804 nt
Organism: Melitaea cinxia (Glanville fritillary)
Lineage: Eukaryota; Metazoa; Arthropoda; Insecta; Lepidoptera; Nymphalidae
Exons: 1
Coding region: 1-804 (267 amino acids)
Source: RefSeq, a predicted model, not a curated record
AUGCAUAGUGUAGCCCGACUAAAAACAGAGAGUGUGGAACAGAGACCCAACCACACUCUCAUCAUCUCGUCCCGGAACCCGCAGGAGACCAGCGAGCAAGUGCUUACCAAGGUCAAAGACUCGCUGGACUUAAAGAAGUCUGGGGCAAGGAUGGAAAGGGUCCGUAAGGCUCGCGACCAGAAAGUCGUGGUGAGGUGCGCCUCAAAAGAGGACAUGGCUAAAAUCAGGGGCCAGGUCCAGAAAAAUACAGAGCUGACGGUGCGGGAGCCCACAAACCAGGACCCCCUGGUCUGCGUGCGGGGAGUGCUGUCAAAUUACACCAACGAGGAGAUUGUAGACCUUAUCAAGGCCCAAAAUAGUCAUAUCCUCGAAGGAGUAGACAAGGCGGCACUUAAAAUGAAGGUGCGGUUUAGGAAGCGCGCCCGAAACCCCCACGAAUGUCACCCUGUGAUCGAGCUUUCCCCGUCGCUCUGGGGAAAGUUUAUAGACAAGGGCAAGAUCUAUGUAGGAUUCAGUAGAUGCACGGUCGAGGAUCAGUCCCCCCUCGUCCAGUGCAUGAGGUGCCUUGGCUUCGGACAUACCAAGGCACUUUGCAAACAGGACAAAAACACAUGUAACUACUGCGCCGGAGAACACACGGGGGGGACCUGUCCCUCGAAAGCGAAAAGUGACUUGCCCAAGUGUAUAAACUGUCUCAGAGCUAAAAGAUCCGGUCCUGACCUGGAACACACCGCGUACAGCGCGGAGUGCCCAGAGAGAAUAAAAUGGGACAACAUAGCGAGAUCACGGGUGCAAUAUUGCUAA